Messenger RNA from Betta splendens (Siamese fighting fish), 5701 nucleotides. RefSeq names its product complement C3-like. The transcript has 44 exons. The coding region runs from base 68 to 5332 and encodes 1754 amino acids. Gene Ontology annotation, cellular component: extracellular region. The record is from RefSeq and is a predicted model, not a curated record. Gene Ontology annotation, molecular function: protein binding; endopeptidase inhibitor activity. Lineage: Eukaryota; Metazoa; Chordata; Actinopteri; Anabantiformes; Osphronemidae.
GGCUCUUUUAAAGUCGUUGACCAUAUCGUCUGUGGCCACAGUCCACUCAGACUCCAGAUCGGUCAACAUGGGUCUGUGGACGCUGAAUACAGGCAUUUUAAUCGUCACGCUCCUCUGCAGCUCCAAUGGACAGAGACCACGCUGGCAAGACAGAUUUACUUCUAUUGACAGAUACUGGGAAAUCCACGACACAAAAAAAACAAAGGACAGCGUGAGUUCAUCGCCCAGGUUCACGCUGCUGACCCCAGACCUGCUGAGGGCCGACUCUGAGGAGAACAUCUACCUGCAGGCACACGGCCUGUCCUCCGCCGUCACCGUCUCCAUCGUCAUCCGCGACUUCAGUAAAACAGUCAUGAUCCUCCAGGACUCGGUCAAACUCGGCCCAGACAACGGAUUCCAUGCCCUCAAACCCAUCCUGCUUUCUUCUGAUCUCUUGAAUCGUGAGGAGAAAAAAAACAAGUUUGUGAACAUGAUGGUGACUUUCGGGGGCUUCCAUAUUGAGGAGCGGGUCAUGAUGGUGUCCUUUCAUUCUGGAUACAUCUUCAUCCAGACAGACAAGCCCAUCUAUAACCCUGGAGACACCGUUCGGUUCAGAGCCUUUGUGUCCUCUCCAUCCUUUAAGGCCUUUGACAACCACUUAAGUAUAGAAAUCCAGAAUUCUGAUGGUGUAGCUGUGAAACAGAGCAGCGAGGUCAGCGCUGUCGAUGGAGUCUAUUCUGACACAUUUCAGCUCACUGACUUCGUCAAUGAAGGAACGUGGAUCGUGACUGCGAAAUUGGACCACUGGCAGCAGAACACGUUCAGGUCUCGGUUUGAAGUGAAGCGAUACGUGCUUCCUGCCUUCAAUGUGACCUUGACCCCUGCAAAGUCCUUCUUGAGCCUGGAGGACAGAGAGCUGGAGGUGAAGGUCUCAGCCAGGUACCUGUUUGGGGAACUGGUGCAGGGAACGGCCUACGUGGUGUUUGGAGUGAAGAGCAACAACCAGAUGAAAAGACUGCCGUCAGUGAAGCAGGUGUCAAAUUUGGACGGGGGAGUUGUCAGGUUGACCAUGGAGGAGCUGCGGAGAGCGUAUCCUGAGUCUAAGUCUCUGGUCGGCAGCUCUGUGUACGUCAAGGCCUCGGUGCUCACCAAGUCAGGCAGCGACCUGGUUGAAGCUGAAAGGACUGGGAUUAAAAUAGUGGAUUCUCCAUUUGUGUUGCAACUGAAAGACUUUCCGCAGUACUUUAAACCCGGCCUGCCCUUCGACCUAACGGUCCAGGUGAGCCACCACGACGGAUCCCCGAGCCGCAACGUCCCGGUCAAACUCAACCUGCUGGAUGAGACCGUGACGGUCAGCAGCGGCAGCACCAGAGUCACCAUCAACAUGCCGAGCGAACAAGGCCCACAAACCAUCACCGCUGAGACCGCACAGGCCGCCUUGAGGCCGGAUCAACAAGCCAGGACCCACAUCCGCGUUGAGGCGUACACCCCCCACAGCCAGGUCCAGCAGAACUACCUGUACAUCUCAGCAGGGACCAACAGCGCGUCUGUGGGGGACAGACUGUCCCUCAAGCUGAUCAUCACCACCGCCGACAAGACGCACAGAGACUUAAUCCAACAAGUCACCUACCUGGUGCUCAGUAAAGGCAGGAUCCUGUCCGCUGAGCGUGUGGAUGUGAGCAAUCAGCUCAUCACCACCGUCGGGCUGACCGUCACCGCCGACAUGCUGCCGUCAUUCCGCUUCGUGGCCUUUUACAGCAUUCCCUGGAGCGCGCAGGAGGAGGUGGUGUCCGACUCCAUCUGGAUAGACGUAGUGGACUCCUGCGUCGGAGGGCUGAGAGUCGGCCCUGUGGGCGGCGUAGCGCGAGACUACCUCCCUGGGAGGAGCUUCGGCUUCAACAUCAAAGGAGACCCUGGAGCCAAGGUCAGCCUGGUGACGGUGGACAACGCUGUGUACCUGCUCAACAAGGACAGACUCACACAGAGGAAGAUAUGGGAAACGGUGGAGAACGGAGACAUGGGCUGCUCUCACGGUGGAGGCAGAGACGCUAAGGGGGUGUUCACUGACGCCGGACUCUUCUUUUUCUCCAGCACCGGAGUGAAAACCGAGAUAAGACAAACUCUGCGCUGCCCGGGCGGCGCCAGGAGGAGGCGCUCCGCUGACCUGCUGCGACGUAAAGCCCAGCUGGAGAGUCUGUACAAGGAGAAGCUGGAGAACCGCUGCUGUAAGGACGCUCUGAGGGAGGUCCCCAUGCCGUACUCCUGCACGCGCCGCUCCCUCUACAUCACCGAGGGCUGGGAGUGCAUGCGGGCUUUCCGCUACUGCUGCUCCACGUACAGGGACCAGGUGUUUGACACCGACCAACCCACGACUCCUCCACCCACCACCACAGCUCCACCCAUCGUCAGCCGCCACUUUGGAAGGUUCAUUGAAAGAAUAGAUGGGCCCUUAUUUGAAGUGCCUCGAUUAUCUCCGCGGGUCCUGCUACGAAGCCAACCUGCACUAAAUGCUGUUGUACAGGGGAUUCCAGCAGCAGCAGCAGCAGGGGCGGCCAUAGCAGGUGCAGACGUGGAGGAGGAGGAGGAGUUUGAAGACCUGGAGUACAUGGAUGUGAAUGACGUGUAUCUGCGUACCAAGUUCUAUGAGUCCUGGCUGUGGAUGGAUGUUAAGCUGCCCAGCAGCACAGGCGCAGACGGGUUGGCAUCAAAGAAUGUGGACAGCGCUUUACCUGACAGCAUCACAGAGUGGGGACUUCUGGCCGUCAGUGCUUCACCACAAACGGGUUUCUGCGUCGCGGAGCCGUACAACUUCAGAGCAUGGAAGGAAUUCUUUGUGGACCUGAAGCUGCCGUAUUCAGUGGCCAAGAACGAACAGGUGGAGAUUAAAGCCGUGAUCCAUAACUACGCCGAAGCCGAGCUCCAGGUGAGGGUGAUCCUGAUGAAGACAAAAGACAUGUGCAGCGUCGCCUUCAAGGACGCACACACACAGCAGCUCAAAGUGCCCGCCGGCUCCUCGGUCACGGUGCCCUACACCAUCGUUCCACUGGUGGUGGGGAAGCUUCCCAUAGAGGUGAUGGUGGCGGCUGGAGACAUGAUGGGAGGAGACCGCAUCCAGAAGUCUCUGCACGUGGUGAUGGACGGCGUGCAGAAAAGUGACGUCUGGAGUGUGAUGCUGAACCCGUCGGCUGAAGGAGGGAAGCAGGUCGUUCGUCGAGUCAAAGUUGAACUGGAGUCAGUUGUGCCAAACUCUGUGCCGGAGACCUUCAUCAAUGUCAGAGGCAACGUGCUGGCAGACAGCAUCGAUAACUCCAUCAGUCAGGACUCUCUGGCGUCUCUGAUCCAGAUGCCCGGUGGGUGUGUGGAGCAGAACCUGGCCAGCAUCACGCUGCCGCUCAUCGCCACCCUGUACCUGGACCGAACCAACGACUGGGAGACUGUGGGGGUGCAGAGAAAGGCUGAGGCUGUCAGUUACAUCACCAGAGGAUACAAGAACCAGCUGGCAUACAAGAGGAAGGACGGCUCUUACCCACCGUACAGGAGCGAAGGUGCAAGUACAUGGAUCACGGCGUACGUGGUGAAGGUGUUCUCCAUGGCCUACUCCAUCAUCGGGGUGGACGAGCAGCACGUGUGUGACCCUCUGCUCUACCUGGUCAACAACAAGCAUCGGCUGCCGCAGGGAAGCUUCGUAGAGGACAACCCGGUUUACUCCACCACCAUGACUGGUGGUCUCCGUGGCGACGAUUCUGAGACGACCCUGACAGCCUUCGUCCUCAUAGCGCUUGCAGAAGCCAAGCAGGCAGGAAUCCGCUGCUCUGCUCAGGCUGCAGCCGAGCAGGUGAAGUCGGCCACGGAUAAGACGGCUGAAUACCUGAGGGCAGCGCUGAAGACGGCCGGGAGGAGGCCGUACACGGUGGCCAUCGCCUCCUACGCGCUGGCUCUGCUGGACAAGGACCAACCCUUCGACCCAACACAGGCUCUACUCAGAGCCGCAGCUCCAGAUCGCAGCCACUGGCCCGACAGACACAACCGCCUGUUCACCCUGGAGGCGACCGGCUACGCUCUGCUCGCGCUGGUCAAGCUGGGACGACUGGAGGAAGCCGCUGCUCCCUUCAAGUGGCUCAACAGCCAGCGAGGACGAGGAGGCGGCUUCGGCUCCACGCAGUCCACGAUGGUGGUGCUCCACGCGCUGUCUGAGUACCUGAUCAGAAGGCCUCCUCCUGGGGACCUCAGUCUGGACGUGGAUGUGCGCUUAACGGGACGCAAGGAAAUCCGCUACGCGUUCAACCCCACCAGCGCCUACGCCGUCCGCUCGUCCAGGUUGCCGGCUAAUUCUGAUUUGGAGGUGGAGGCUCGAGGGAACGGAGAGGGAAUCUUGGAGGUUGUGACUUACUACAACCAAGUGCAUGAAGCCGAUGAGAAGAAACCCUGCAGCGACUUUGAGCUCAGCGUGGCCAUUGAAGAGUCCAGCGAGAAGCCUCCUGCUGAGGUGGAGAAGUCCUACCAGCUCACCAUCAAAGUCAGAACUCUAGGACCCAGAGACGUGAGGAUGGUGGUUCUGGACAUCAGUCUUCCAACAGGCUUCACUCCAGAAACCUCAGACCUGGAGAAGUUGUCCAACUCAGUGGAUCGUUACAUCAACAACUUCCAGGUUGUGGAUAACCUGAGUGAGAGAGGCUCCCUGAUCAUCCACCUGUUCAAGGUUUCACACAAAGAGUCUGAGAUCCUGAUGUUCAGGCUUCAGCAGAAUUUCAAAGUGGGGCUCCUCCAGCCGUCCUCAGUUACCGUCUACGAGUAUUACAACCCAGAUCACCGCUGCUCUCGGACCUACUCCCCUAAGGAGGACAAGGAGGCGCUCACUCAGAUCUGCAAGGACAGCGUGUGCCGCUGCACACAGGGCGACUGCUGCAUCUCUAAAGCCGACAGUGAACAGUUCCUGAACAAAGAGAGGGAAGUGUUUGCCUGCAAGAGUUUGCAUCACGUUUACCAGGUGAAGGUGUUGAGCGUCAGUGAGAGUUACUACGACAGAUACGAGAUGGAGAUCACGCGAGUUAUCAAGUUGGGUUUGGAGAGCAGUGUUGAAGUGGGACAAACGAGGUCUUUCUUGUCUCAUGGUGGGUGCAGAGACGGGCUCAACCUGAAGCAGGGCUCCCAGUACCUCAUCAUGGGCCCCGAGGUCGACCAGUGGACCAUCGACACUGAGACCAACAAAUACAUCUACAUGUUGGGAAAGGACACCUGGGUGGAGCUCUGGCCUUCAGCGGAGGAGGCCGCCAGCAGUGCAGCUCUGCAAGCGAAGAGCAGGAGCCUCAGCGAGGCUGCACACGAACUGUCUGUUUACUCCUGCAGGCUGUAGAGGCCUCAGUGGUUCUGGUCCUGAGCUCACAGUGACAGCAGGCUCAUUUCAUUCUCUGCAGUGAGACAAAACUACUAAGAAGAAGUUAUUUUGAUUGUAGUUUCCACAGCAAUAGAGGAACUGAAAGUUUUUAUCUACGUUAUAAAAGAAGAAACAUGAUGGUGUUUCUGUCAGUGCACGGUUUGAGCUAUAAUUAACUGUUCGAUGCAGUGUCAUUAAUGAAGCACCACCAAGAAACAGAACUAGAACCAACAUUUUUCAUCCUUUAUUAAACACUAAGUCAAAUUUAAAUAUGUACAGGUUCACCCUGAGUAUUUACACAUUCUAUAACAAUGAGAAACUUAAUUUCAUUAAAAAACAACAAAAUGA